Molecule: messenger RNA, 1143 nt
Organism: Aspergillus affinis
Lineage: Eukaryota; Fungi; Ascomycota; Eurotiomycetes; Eurotiales; Aspergillaceae
Product: S-adenosyl-L-methionine-dependent methyltransferase
Exons: 5
Coding region: 1-1143 (380 amino acids)
Molecular function (GO): O-methyltransferase activity
Source: RefSeq, a predicted model, not a curated record
AUGGCGGAGAUCGUUGCCGACCUGACAGCCACGGUCAACGCGGCCCUGUCCAAGCUCUCUCCCACCGAUGAUAUCCCGGACUCGGCGCGGUUCCAGCUACUCGAUGCAUUGGAAAAACUCCGUGGAGCUGUCGAACCCCCUGUCCAGUCGCUCCUAAACAUCUGCUGGGCGGCUCAUCCUCUGGUUGCGGUCCGAACUGCGAUUGGGAUGGGAAUUUUUGAUGCGUUCGCCGGUGUUGGCGGUGCCGAGUUAACCAUCGACGAGUUAAAUGAAAAGACUAAGGGCGACAAGGCCCUGCUAGUCCGGAUCAUGCGCCUCCUGAGCGCCCAUCGCUUCUUCACCGAAACCGGAGUGGACAAAUACCAACCCCAGCCCCUGGCGCUGGGGUUCGCGGGCGGCGCUCCGCCCAGUGAGGUGAUCAAAAACUUCCACAUGAUCUUGCGGGCCACGGCGUACGUUCCCGAAUUCUUGGAGGCAAGAGAGUACAAUAGCCCAGAUGACGCCUACGACAGCCCCUUCCAGCGGGCGUACGGCACCGAACUCCACCACUUCGAGUGGCUGGGCAAGCACCCGGACGAGCAGCAUGCCUUCAACGUGGUGAUGGAAACCAGCAACCGGGCGGUAGAGGGCCAGCAGUGGUACGACUUCUACCCCUGGGAGGAGCGGCUGCUGGCCGGCGGUAAUGCAGACCGCGAGAAGAAGAACCCCACCGGCCGCCUAAUCGUACAGGACCUCCCCGAAGUUGUCCGGGAUAUCCAGGAGCCGGCAGCCCAGGGGAUCGAGGCCCAGGGAUACAACAUGUUUGACGCGCAGCCCGUCCGCGGCGCGAAGGCGUACUACAUGCGCACGGUGCUGCAUGACUGGCCCGACAAGCAGGCCUUGCAGGCCCUACAGCGCAUCCGGGAAGCGAUGGCCGACGAUUCGGUGCUGUUGAUCAACGAGAAUACCCUGCCCGAGAGUGCCGUCCCUCGGUUCAAUACGAGUGUCGAUCUCAUCAUGAUGACCAUGUUCUCGUCACUGGAGCGAACAGAUAAGCAGUGGCAGAGUCUUUUAGAGCGCGCCCAGUUCAAGGUCGUUACGGUCUGGCGAGCGGAUAACCAGGGCGUGGGGUCUAAUGCUUUGUUUGAGGCUGUUCCUGUUUAG